Molecule: messenger RNA, 24522 nt
Organism: Coregonus sp. 'balchen'
Lineage: Eukaryota; Metazoa; Chordata; Actinopteri; Salmoniformes; Salmonidae
Source: the annotation of a GenBank genome assembly
UGUCCCAGUGAUUAUGAAGUUUGGUUCGUUGUUUUCAGAUCCACAAGAAGGAUGUUUCAGUUUGGAAGCCGGCUGGCCCAGUUUCACUUAUCCUCAGGACCCGGUACUGCUACGGCGGCCACCAAAGGAGAGAGUACACAGCCUACCCUAACAGUACAGGACUUUAUCCAACGUGGCAGGUAGGCCCUACGUCAAGGUCUAAAUGAUUGAUUGAACGUGUAAGGGAUUUAUUCCAGUGUCUUCUGUACGUAUGGUGAGGCUGUUAACGAGAUGGUCUAGUUUAUUCUCUACAGUGGUAGCUAGCUAGGCUACAGUAUGGGGGGGGUCAGGGGUCAGGUUGUACGUAGGCUAUAUAUAGUCAAAUGCAUAAGGACCUUUGACCCCUUCUUUCCAAUAUUGUCUUAGGAAACUUGGCGGCCUGAAAAAAGAACACAUUUUCUGCAACCUACGAAUCCCGACCCAGUUUCAAACCGCCAAGGGAGACGACGUCGACCUUGUCAUCCUCACAGGUGCGCGGUCGAGCGUUAAAACGAACUAGGCCUAUGUACUGUGUUGUUGAUUUGUCUCCUAACCAAUGUUCCCUCUCUCAUUUCUUUUUUUUCCGCCACUGAGCAAAUUUCAGUUCUGCUGAGCGCAAACUUGAAAAUUUUGAAAAAUUCUGUGCAACUUCCAGCGCACGUUUACUGUGAACAAAUCAAAUUGUAUUUGUCACAUGCGCCGAAUACAACAGGUGUAGGUAGACCUUACAGUGAAAUGCUUACUUACAAACCCUUAACCAACAAUGCAGUUUUGAGAAAAAUAAGUGUUAAGUAAAAAAUAGAUAAGUAAAAAAUAACAAAUAAUUAAAGAGCAACAGUAAAUUAACAGUAGCAAGGCUAUAUACAGGGGAUACCGGUAGAGAGUCAAUGUGCGGGGGCACAGGUUAGUCAAGGUAAUUGAGGUAAAACGUACAUAUAGGUAGAGUUAAAGUGACUAUGCAUAGAUAAUAAAGAGAGUAGCAGCAGUAUAAAAGAGGGGUGGGGGGACAAUGCAAAUAGUCUGGGUAGCCGUUUGAUUAGCUGUUCAGGCUUGGGGGUAGAAGCUGUUAAGAAGCCUUUUGGACCUAGACUUGGCCCUCCGGUACCGCUUGCCAUGCGGUAGCAUAGAGAACAGUCUAUGACUAGGGUGGCUGGAGUCUUUGACAAUUUGUAGGGCCUUCCUCUGACACCGCCUGGUAUAGAGGUCCUGGAUGGCAGGAAGCUUGGCCCCAGUGAUGUACUGGGCCGUACGCACCACCCUCUGUAGUGCCUUGCGGUCGGAGGCUGAGCAGUUGACAUACCAGGCAGUGAUGCAACCAGUCAGGAUGCUCUCGAUGGUGCAGCUGUAUAACUUUUUGAGGAUCUGAGGACCCAUGCCAAAUCUCCUGAUGGGGAAUAGGUUUUGUUGUGCCCUCUUCACGACUGUUUGGUUUUUGGACCAGUAGUUUAUGGGAUGGACACCAGGAACUGCUCUAAAUGCUCCUGAUGGAAGAAUAGUCCACAAUGAUCUAUUUUGUAUAGGCUGUCUCAUCGUUGUCGGUGAUCAGGCCUACCACUGUUGUCGUCGGCAAACUUAAUGAUGGUGUUGGAGUGGUGCCUGGCCAUGCAGUCAUGGGUGAACAGGGAGUAUAGGAGGGGACUGAGCACGCACCCCUGAGGGGCCCCCGUGUUGAGGAUCAGCGUGGCAGAUGUGUUGUUACCUACCCUUACCACCUGGGGGCGGCCCGUCAGGAAAUCCAGGAUCCAGUUGCAGAGGGAGGUGUUUUAGUCCCAGGGUCCUUAGCUUAGUGAUGAGCUUUGAGGGCACUAUGGUGUUGAACACUGAGCUGUAGUCAAUGAACAGCAUUCUCACAUAGGUGUUCCUUUUGUCCAGGUGUGAAAGGGCAGUGUGGAGCGCAAUAGAGAUUGCGUCAUCUGUGGAUCUGUUAGGGCGGUAUGCAAAUUGGGGUGGGUCUAGGGUUUCUGGGAUAAUGGCUUUAAGUUACAGUUUUAAGUGGCCUUGUAGGCUACUGUGGCUAUUUAUCAUAAUGUAGGUCUACCAGAGUGGCCUACCAUCAAAAAACAAUGGAGAAAAUGCAUCCCUAAACAUUUUAAAUAGAAAUAUCUGGUUCCUGUCAAUUCAGCCUACAGGUACCAGCCAAUGUGUGGUGUUCAACGUAGACCUACAUUCCAUGAGACUUUUGAUAAAAACAUGCAGGGCUUGACAUUAACCCGUUUAUCCACUGGUCCUUCAGACAAGGUGGUGAUUGAAAAUGUUGUUGUGGUGUUUGAUGCAAGAAACCAAAAUACAACACUGCCACUUUAAGACAAGAAAAAGCUCUUUACCUGACUGGCUUUUCUAGAAAUGUACAACGUUUUGUGCUCUUGUAGAAAGCAAUCACUCCCCUAUUGCUGACUACAAAUGAUCUAUAACUGGGCUAAUAACUCACUAACUAGCAAAGGAUGUGAACAAAAUGUGCUCACGUGGCUACAUGCAGCUCUCUCUUUGAUCUCAAAACAAGCUCAUCUACUCACGACCGUUCAUGCUGUAAACACAGUCCAGUUCAAAGUACACGGCACGGAUCCAUAUAUGGCAAUGGUCUAUUUGCAUAUAGGCCUACUGCAGCUGUGAUUGGUUAUGCCGCCCCGGUCUGUGUAGAGUAGGGGCUGAGUAGUGCCGGUCUGUGUAGAGUAGGGGCUGAGUAGUGCCUGUCUGUGUAGAGUAGGGGCUGAGUAGUGCCGGUCUGUGUAGAGUAGGGGCUGAGUCGUGCCGGUCUGUGUAGAGUAGGGGCUGAGUCGUGCCGGUCUGUGUAGAGUAGGGGCUGAGUAGUGCCGGUCUGUGUAGAGUAGGGGCUGAGUAGUGCCGGUCUGUGUAGAGUAGGGGCUGAGUCGUGCCGGUCUGUGUAGAGUAGGGGCUGAGUCGUGCCGGUCUGUGUAGAGUAGGGGCUGAGUAGUGCCGGUCUGUGUAGAGUAGGGGCUGAGUAGUGCCGGUCUGUGUAGAGUAGGGGCUGAGUAGUGCCGGUCUGUGUAGAGUAGGGGCUGAGUAGUGCCGGUCUGUGUAGAGUAGGGGCUGAGUAGUGCCGGUCUGUGUAGAGUAGGGGCUGAGUCGUGCCGGUCUGUGUAGAGUAGGGGCUGAGUAGUGCCGGUCUGUGUAGAGUAGGGGCUGAGUAGUGCCGGUCUGUGUAGAGUAGGGGCUGAGUAGUGCCGGUCUGUGUAGAGUAGGGGCUGAGUCGUGCCGGUCUGUGUAGAGUAGGGGCUGAGUCGUGCCGGUCUGUGUAGAGUAGGGGCUGAGUAGUGCCGGUCUGUGUAGAGUAGGGGCUGAGUAGUGCCGGUCUGUGUAGAGUAGGGGCUGAGUCGUGCCGGUCUGUGUAGAGUAGGGGCUGAGUAGUGCCGGUCUGUGUAGAGUAGGGGCCGAGUCGUGCCGGUCUGUGUAGAGUAGGGGUCGUGCCGGUCUGUGUAGAGUAGGGGCCGAGUCGUGCCGGUCUGUGUAGAGUAGGGGCCGAGUCGUGCCGGUCUGUGUAGAGUAGGGGCCGAGUCGUGCCGGUCUGUGAGUAGGGGCGGUGGCGGUCUGUGUAGAGUAGGGGCUGAGGUGCCGGUCGUGGUAGAGUAGUAGGGCCGAGUAGUGCGGUCUGUGUAGAGUAGGGGCGAGUAUGCGGUGCUGUGCCGGUCUGUGUAGAGUAGGGGCUGAGUAGUGCCGGUCUGUGUAGAGUAGGGGCUGAGUAGUACGGCCUGUGUAGAGUAGGGGCUGAGUAGUGCGGUCUGUGUAGAGUAGGGCUGAGUGCCCUGUCAAUGAAUGAAUCACUCGGAUUCUUCCCACAACAAAAAUCUCUUGCGUAGUUUGAUUUGUUUCGGUAUGUUGCAUUGAAAAGGGCUAAUUUGCGUUGAUUCAAUCACAAUUGCCACAGUAAAGGGAAACGUUGAUAGUGUUAACUAACAGGGAAAACUCCUAGAAAGUUGAGUGAAGUUAAAUCUCGUGCUUCUCUGUGGGCUGAUAUUUCUUCUGCGCGGCGUGGAAGUCUUGGGGCUACUGCGCGCAGCUUAGAGUGAACAUUGACAGGGACGCUGGCCCAUGUUGACUCCAAUGCUUCCCACAGUUGUGUCAAGUUGGCUGGAUGUCUUUUGGGUGGUGGGCCAUUCUUGAUACACACAAAAAAACUGUUGAGCGUGGAAAAACCCAACAGCGUUGCAGGUCUUGACACAAACCGGUGCGCCUGGCACCUACUACCAUACCCCGUUAAAAGGCACUUGCAUUUUUUUCAACCUCUGAAUGACACACAUACACACAAUCCAUGUCUCCAUUUUUUUCAAGGCUUAAAAAUCAUAAUUUUAACCUGUCUCCUCCCCUUCAUCUACACUGAAGUGGAUUUAACAGGUGACAUCAAUAAGGGAUCAUAGCUUUCACCUGGUCAGCCCAUAUCAUGGAAAUGUUUUGUACACUCAGUAUAUAUUAUAUAUACACCGUGCUUACUGGCUGCUUUCAAUCAGAGGUGCUAAUGAACAUACUGAGCAUCAACUCUAAAUCAAGGCUGUCCAACCCUGUUCCUGGAGAGACACCCUCCUGUAGGUUUUCACUCCAACCCUGUUCCUGGAGAGACACCCUCCUGUAGGUUUUCACUCCAACCCUGUUCCUGGAGAGAUACUGUCCUGUAGGUUUUCACUCCAACACUAAUCUAGCGCACCUGUUUCUACUAAUUAGCUGGUUGAUGAGCAGAAUCAGGUUAGUUACAACUGGGGUAUCUCUCCAGGAACCGGGUUGGAGGGCCCCUGCUCUAACUCACAACAAAACCUCUUCUAUCUCUCUUCUAAGGUCACGGGGUGUUCUGCAUCGACGUGAAGCCCUGGAGAGGAACAGUGUCUUCCCGGCAGCAGAACUGGCACGUUCAGCUCAAAGAACGGGACCAAAACCUUACCAACACCUCCAUAGAACAGGUGGCAGACCCCCUUGAGGCCAUCAUGGUAAAUAGGUUACACCUUUAGACCAAAACAACGUAUCAGCCUGGAUACCAUCCUGCUGAGUCAAUCACAUAGACUAGUGGUCCGAAAGCAUAUGUAGCCUAGAUACCAUCCUGCUGAGUCAAUCACAUAGACUAGUGGUCCGAAAGCAUAUGUAGCCUAGCAUACAGUAUGAAGUCUGUAUCAGGGGCCCCCAAACUGUUUGGGGGCUGGGGACCCCCUUUUCUUGUGGUAGCAAAUUCAUCAGGGACCCCCUUCAUAACUUGAGUGAGAUAAAAAUGUUUUUUUCUAUGACUUUGGCAGUGCAUGUUCGGACAGAACAAGUCUCAGGCCCUGGGAAGGAACAUUUUAAAGGCUCACCUGUUGGCAUCGGAGAGAGUAUUUGGCAGUUUUCAAGCGAAUUUCCAGCAAUUCAUCAAAUUUUGUCAUGGGGCAGAGCGAUUUUGUUUUUUUUAUAUAUUUCUUUGUCGUUGUUACAGCUUUAAAGCUAAUAUCCUACAGCUCUACACAUUUUGCCAUGAGACAGAGAGAACUUAGCAGUUUUAAAUCUUAAAUUACAGUGCAUUUAUGUAGUCUCCCAGGUCCAUGUUGCCCAGGGUUUAAGAACAUAAGUUGUAGAUAAUAAUAAUAUAAUAUUGUAUUGUAUUGUAUUACACCCUGUAAACUUAUUCCACAGAUCCCUUGGCCAAAAUUCGUUAAAUCUGUUGUUAGUAAUAUUAAUGUAAAAAACUUUGAGGUGUUCUCAAAGUGGGGUCUGCGUACUGCAGGGGGUCCGCGGCCAGAUAACAACAUUUUAUAUGACAAUUUUUGAAUUUUGGCCCAUUCCUCCUGACAGAGCUGGUGUAACUGAGUCAGGUUUGUACACUACCGGUCAAAAGUUUGGACACACCUACUCAUUCAAGGGUUUUUCUUUAUUUUGACUAUUUUCUACAUUGUAGAAUAAUAAUGAAAGACAGUGUGCAAAGCUGUCAUCAAGGUGAAGAAUCUCAAAUAUAAAAUAUAUUUUGAUUUGUUUAACACUUUUUUUGGUUACUACAUGAUUCAUAUGUGUUAUUUCAUAGUUUUGAUGUCUUCACUAUUAUUCUACAAUGUAGAAAAUAGUAAAAAAUAAAGAAAAACCCUUGAAUAAGUAGAUGUUCUAAAAAUGUUGACCGAUAGUGUAUAUGUUUUUUUAUCUGGCCGCGGACCCCCUGCAGUACGCGGACCCCCUGCAGUACGCGGACCCCCUGCAGUACGCGGACCCCACUAUGAGAACCCCUCGCCUAGACAGCCUAAACAGCCGAGAACUGAUGGCGAUGUGGAGCCUAGUUGGAUGUGUAGCCUAGUUGGAUGCGUAGCCUAGUUGGAUGUGGAGCCUAGUUGGAUGUGGAGCCUAGUUGGAUGCGUAGCCUAGUUGGAUGUGGAGCCUAGUUGGAUGCGUAGCCUGGUUGGACGUGGAGCCUAGAUGGAUGUGGAGCCUAGUUGGACGUGGAGCCUAGUUGGAUGUGGAGCCUAGUUGGAUGUGGAGCCUAGUUGGAUGUGGAGCCUAGUUGGAUGUGGAGCCUAGUUGGAUGUGGAGCCUAGUUGGAUGUGGAGCCGAGUUGGAUGUGGAGCCUAGUUGGAUGUGGAGCCUAGUUGGAUGUGGAGCCGAGUUGGAUGUGGAGCCUAGUUGGAUGUGGAGCCGAGUUGGAUGUGAGCUAGGUUGGAUUGUGGAGACUAGUGGAUGUGGAGCGAGUGGAUGUGGAGCCUAGUUGGACGUGGAGCCUAGAUGGUGGAGCCGAGUUGGAUGUGAGCAUUUGCGGUCUGGCACUUAAUUCUGCCAGCCAAGCUCCGACCGCCUCUUAUCCAACCUCUGCCCCAACGUAGCAUCGACAGCAGGGGUGUUUAUUUCGCCCCGCGGGCCGCCUGCGGUCUUCACCGAGGUCCGGAGGGCCGCACUUAAAAUGGAUUAGAUUUCCUCUAUCCAUCGCUUCUUUUUUCUGGAGUUUUCUAUGCUCUCUGACUGAUCAGCUCUCGUUUCCAUGACCGUUAGGAAGCUGGACAGAGAAGAAGACUAUAAAUGUCGGUCCAUUAUCAUUUCUACACAGUUUCAUAUUUGGUUUUGGUCAUUUCAAUGUUGAUUGAGAUCCGUUUUUUUUCCCCCCCUGGAUUGAAUGGGCUCGCGGACCAGAUCUGGCCCGUAUGUUUUGACACCCCUGAGGGCCUGAUCUACAGUGUAUGGAAAUGAGUGACUCCUAUCCUGCCCUGAUAGACAGGGGUGACAGCUGUGUUGAAGCACCUGUUUUCCCCCCUCUAUAAAACAUAAUUACAGCCGUUCAAAAUCAAGAGGCCCCUACUUUGGGAGGGAAUUUACCGAACCCUGCUCUGCUGUAGUGUUAAUCAACUAAUUUACAUGUAAAUGUGUGACUCUGACUCGGUCAAGGUCCAGGACAAAGCAGACGUUUAGAUUGGUCCAAAACAAGUCAGUCAGAUCUUUUUGAAACUACAGCUUGGUUUAGAAGGAUAUUUGAUCAUCAAAUCCUUGCAAUGGUGAAUUUGGGGGUAACAUCAUUUUCCUAAACUGUGCUUUCCAUUUCCACUGUGUUUCAGAAGAACAUUACCCACUGAAUGAGUCAUUAUUUGUGGUUGUUACAGCGCUGAUAAAAAUGUAGCUUCACUGCUUGCUGAAGAAUACUAUACUUGAAAGACUUGCUAAUGAAUAGGCCUAUGAUUAUUAGCUAAUGAUUAUUAACUAAGCUGGUUCCACCAUUGGGGUGCCAGGACAGAGAAGAGCUUGGACUGGGCUGAGGGGGAGCUGCCCUCCCAUUGGGGUGCCAGGACAGAGAAGAGCUGGGACUGGGCUGAGCGGGAGCUGCCCUCCCAUUGGGGUGGGAGGGCCAAGAGACCAGAGGUGGUAGAACGGAGUGCUCUGGUUGGGGUGUAGGGUUGGACCAUAGCCUGAAGGUAGGGAGGGGCAGUUCCUCUUGCUGCUCCGUAGGUAAGCACCAUGGUCUUGUAGUGGAUGGGAGCUUCGACUGGAAGCCAGUGGAGUGUGCGGAGGAGUGGGGUGACGUGGGAGAACUUGGGAAGUUUGAAAACCAGGGGGGUUACAGCGUUCUAGAUAAGUUGCAGGGGUUUGAUGGCACAAGCGGGGAGCCCAGCUAACAGCUAGUUGCAUUAGUCCAGACGGGAGAUGACAAGUGCCUGGAUUAGGACCUGUGUGAGGCAGGGUCGUACUCUACAGAUGUUGUAGAGCAUGAACCUGCACGAGCAAGUCACUGCCUUGAUGUUUGCAUAGAACGACACGGUGUUGUCCAGGGUCAUGCCAAGGUUCUUUGCGCUCUGGGAGGGGGACACCGUGGAGUUGUCAACUGUGAUGGAGAGGUCUUGGAGCGGGCAGUCCUUCCCCGGGAGGAAGAGCAGCUCCGUCUUGUCAAGGUUGAGCUUGAGGUGGUGGGCCGACAUCCAAGCUGAGAUAUCUGCCAGGCACGCAGAGAUGCAUGUCGACCAACUGGGUGUCAGAAGGGGGGGGGAUGGAGAAAAGCAGUUGAGUGUCGUCUGCAUAGCAAUGAUAGGAGAGACCAUGUGAGGAUAUGACGGAGCCCAGUGACUUGGUGUAUAGAGGGAAGAGGAGAGGAUCUAGAACCGAGCCCUGGGGGACACCAGUCGUGAGAGGACGUGGUGUGGAGACAGAUCCUCUCCACGUCCCCUGGUAGGAGCGGCCUGCCAGGUAGGAUGCACCCAAGAGUGUGCAGAGUCUGAGACACCCAGCCCUGAGAGGGUGGAGAGGAGGAUGUGAUGGAUCACUGUGUCGAAAGCAGUGGAUAGAUCUAGGAGGAUGAGAACAGAGGAGCGUGAGUCAGCUUUGGCAGUGCGGAGAACCUCCGUGACACAGAGAACAGCAGUCUCGGUUGAGUGACCCGUCUUGAAGCCAGACUGGUUAGGGUCAAGAAGAUCGUUCUGAGAGAGUUGGUCAGAGACCAAGUGUUUUGCUCAAGUGUUUUGGAAAGAAAAGAAAGAAGGGAUACAGGUCAGUAGUUUCUGACGUCAGAGGGAUGGAGUGUUGGUUUCUUGAGGAGGGGAGCGACUGGCCAUUUUGAAGUUAGAGGGUCAGCCAGGGGUCAGGGAUGAGUUGAUGAGGUAAGUGAAGGUCUCCAGAGAUGGUCUGGAGAAGGCAGGAGGGGAUGGGGUGGAGCGGGCAGGGUUGUCGGGCGGCCAGACCUCACUAGUCGCAGGAUUUCAUCUGGAGAGAGAGGGGAGAAAGAGGUCAAGGCGUAGGGUAGUUAUGUGUAAGUGAGACCAAUGGACUCAAUAGGCUGAGUGAAUGAGGAGCGGAUGUCGUCAACCUUCUUUUCAAAGACGUCCACAGAGAGGAGGGGGGGGGGGGGGUGAAGGAUUGAGGAAUGGGAGUUAUAGGCCUACUCAGGCUGGUUAUAGGCAGACUAUCACAUUCAACUUAUAGUUUUCUGUUGGACCCGGUCUCUUGAAAAAUAGAUUUUAUCUCAAUGAGAAAAACCUGUAUAAAUAAAAGUUAAAUAGAAAAUAAAUAAAAAACCAAAGCCUAUAUCCCAUCUAUCCUAUUUAACAACAUAAAACUAAAGCACUGAUCAUGAGAUCAAUGAGAUCAGAAUGACUGCUAAGGUUUGAUCCAUCAAUUCAAUUAUAAAAUACAGUUGAAGUCUGAAGUUUACAUAACACAUUUCUUGUUAACAAACUAUAUAGUUUUGGCAAAUUGGUUAGGACAUCUACUUUGUGCGUGACACAAGUCAUUUUUCCAACAGUUUUUUUUACAGACAGAUUAUUUCAUUUAUAAUUCACUGUAUCACAAUGCCAGUGGGUCAGAAGUUUACAUACACUAAGUUGACUGUGCCUUUUAAACAGCUUGGAAAAUUCCAGAAAAUGAUGUCAUGGCUUUAGAAGCUUCUGAUAGGCUAAUUGACAUCAUUUGAGUCAAUUGGAGGUGUACCUGUGGAUGUAUUUCAAGGCCUACCUUCAAACUCAGUGCCUCUUUGCUUGACAUCAUGGGAAAAUCAAAAGAAAUCAGCCAAGACCUCAGAAAAAGAAUUGUAGACCUCCACAAGUCUGGUUCAUCCUUGGGAGCAAUUUCCAACGCCUGAAGGUACCACGUUCAUCUGUACAAACAAUAGUACGCAAGUAUAAACACCAUGGGACCACGCAGCCGUCGUACCGCUCAGGAAGGAGACGCGAGAUGAACAUACUUUGGUGCGAAAAGUGCAAAUCAAUCCCAGAACAACAGCAAAGGACCUUGUAAAGAUGCUGGAGGAAACAGGCACAAAAGUAUCUAUAUCCACAGUAAAACGAGUCCUAUAUCGACAUAAACUGAAAGGCCGCUCAGCAAGGAAGAAGCCACUGCUCCAAAACCGCCAGACUACAGUUUGCAACUGCACAUGGGGACAAAGAUUGUACUUUUUGGAGAAAUGUCCUUUGGUCAGAUGAAACAAAAAUAGAACUGUUUGGCCAUAAUGACCAUCAUUAUGUUUGGAGGAAAAAGGGGGACUCUUGCAAGCCGAAGAACACCAUCAUGCUGUGGGGGUGCUUUGCUGCAGGAGGGACUGGUGCACUUCACAAAAUAGAUGGCAUCAUGAGGAAGGAAAAUGAUGUGGAUAUAUUGAAGCAACAUCUCAAGACAUCAGUCAGGAAGUUAAAACUUGGUCGCAAAUGGGUCUUCCAAAUGGACAAUGACCCCAAGCAUACUUCCAAAGUUGUGGCAAAAUGGCUUAAGGACAACAAAGUCAAGGUAUUGGAGUGGCCAUCACAAAGCCCUGACCUCAAUCCUAUAGAAAAUGUGUGGGCAGAACUGAAAAAGCGUGUGCGAGCAAGGAGGCCUACAAACCUGACUCAGUUACACCAGCUCUGUCAGGAGGAAUGGGCCAACAUUCACCCAACUUAUUGUGGGAAGCUUGUGGAAGACUAACCAAAACGUUUGACCCAAGUUAAACAAUUUAAAGUCAAUGCUACCAAAUACUAAUUGAGUGUAUGUAAACUUCUGACCCACUGGGAAUGUGAUGAAAGAAAUAAAAGCUGAAAUAAAUCAUUCUCUCUACUAUUAUUCGGACACUUCACAUUCUUAAAAUAAAAGUGGCGAUCCUAACUGACCUAAAACAGGGGAAUUUUUUACUAGGAUUAAAUGUCAGGAAUUGUGAAAAACUGAGUUUAAAUGUAUUUGGCUAAGGUGUAUGUAAACUUCCGACUUCAACUGUAUUGUAUCUAUAUUCCCUCCAGACCAAGACAGCUAACCUGUGGCAGUACAUGAGGAGGAGCGGGGUGUCGGUGCGUCAGGAGCUCUUCCUUCCCAGACUAGUCUUCCUCGCCCCAGACUGCCAGCUGGAUGAAGAGUUGAGGAAGAGGAGGGAGCUGGUCUCCCACAGUCAGAUCGAUGAGUUCCUGCGCUCCUUCAGAGAGGGCUAUGUAGCCUGGAUAUCAGAUGCACUCACUCCUGCCUGGCUGUCUGGUGAGUGGAGGAAGCAUUAAGGGUUUCUGAGUCACAAAUACUUUUUUAAAACAAAAAUGGAUACCUUGAAUAGACAGAUGUGCACCUUACUGUAGUCCUGAAGGUAGACAUUUGCAUGUGUUUUUAAGUGUCUUUGGGAAAAAGCACUUUAUAAAUGCUGUUUGUUGUUGUUGUUGUUAUUAUUAUUGUUGUUGUUGUUUCUCCCUGUCCUGCAGGUCACCUGUCGUACGGUCAGACAGGGGAGCUGAAACAAGUCCUGAGGAAAAUGGGGACCUGGGACCUGGUCAGACUGCAGGGAGGAGAGCAGCUCAAGGUGGCUUUUUACAACCCAACGGAAACAAUAAUAUCUGCCAUUUAACAGACGCUUUUAUCCUAAUCCACUAACAGUCGUGUGUGCAAACAUUUUUGAAGUAUAGGUGGCCCCGGGAAUCGAACCCACAAUCCUGGCAUUGCAAGGGCCAUGCUCUACCAACUGAGUGAUACAGGACCACCAUAACCUUCUAUUCGUCUAUUUUAUUAAUACAAGUAAUAAGCAGGCCAACACUACUUUAUCUAGUGCUGUUCUGAAACCCAAAGACACCGUUAUUACCUUCUUUAAAAAAAAAUUGUUUUAUCUCUGUUGUUUUUAUAAUUUUACUGUGAAAUGUGUCAUGAUUUUAAAUGCAGUUUUAAAAUGAAGUUUGUCUGUACUUGGUUUGAAGGGAGACUACCAGAGCUGUCCCUACAUCGCACUGAACCGCCAGGAGACGGACACCAUGGAGUUCUUCAAGAUCAAAACCAUGUCUGCUAAUUCACUGUGGGCUCUGCUGGGACACGCCCCUCAGGUUAGUGUCAGAGCACCCGCCCCCCGCCGCCGUCGUCAUGACAACCAGCACACGACAUUUGAGAUGUGGACUGGUUGUGCCGUUCUGAUUCCGCUCGCUCCGUCGUCAUGACAACCAGGACACGACAUUGAGAUGUGGACUGGUUGUGCUGUUCUGAUUCCGCUCACUCCGUCGUCAUGACAACCAGCACACGACAUUUGAGAUGUGGACUGGUUGUGCCGUUCUGAUUCCGCUCACUGACUGAAAGACCAACACAAGGGCUUAGACAGGGGAGGGUCUGGCUCUGCAACUCCUUGGACAGACUAGGAUCUGAGUCAGUGCACAGAAGCCUGAAAAGCCUGUGUUAGGGAUUGGGUCUUACCAUAUUGGCCACUUUCUCUAGAUACUGUCUCACAGUUUGUUUUUUUUUCUCUGAAAUUACAGUACACCACUUGAGAAUAUAAUAGGUGAAACUAGAACGUUAAGCUACAAGCGGAGGGCACUGCCACGGCAAAGUCCUGCAAAAGAGAAAUCGACUAACUGUACUAGACAAGAUCCCCUGGAGAUGGAGCCAGUACAUAGAAAUACUUAUUUACGUCAUUUUAGCAGACGCUCUUAUCCAGAGCGACUUACAGUUAGUGAGUGCAUACAUUUUUCAUACUGGCCCCCCUGUGGGAAACGGACCCACAACCCUGGCGUUGCAAACGCCAUGCUCUACCAACUGAGCUACACGGGGCCAUUUCAUUCUAAGUGCAUUAAAUAGCAAGAUGGAUCUGAAAAUGAAUGCCUUUUUUCAAAGUAAAAGUUGAAUGAUUUCCAGGCCCAUGUUAAUCAGAGUAACACCCUUUGUUUCCCAACCUUCCCUCCCUCCUUCCACAUUCACUUCCCUCACUCCGCUGUAUGGAAAUACGUUCUCAGAUCUCUCCACAUUAACAUUGGCAUGCUGCGUGUUAAUUACUCACUUACUGGCCUUUUCUCUUUCAUUCUCUCUCUCUCGAUCACUCCCUCUCUCGCUGCUAAGACGCUCAUUAACUCAACACAAUUGGUUGUAGUAGGAGGUAAUUGCAUGUAAACGCUGCUGUCUAAAAGCUGCAUUCUAGAUUUGAUUUGUUUGUUUCAGGGAAAGGUAAUUGAUUGAUUUGACUAAUGAAGUAAAUGCAGGUGGCAUUAGUCACUCUGACAGAGUGCUUAGGGACCCUAACUGCUGUAUUGUGAUGUAACAGGAAUUAAAUUACAUUUCCAACUAUGAAAUUCACACAACAUAUUGCAGUGGUUACUUCAUUUUUUAAAAUGAUAUUUGCUCAGUUGGCAGCAUAUUAAAAUUGCAUCCAAAUUAUGUUGAAAUAUUUCUGCUUCUUGGUUCAGAUUUCCGACUUUAUUGUCCGUGUUACGACGAACAACAGGAAAUGUGUUUUAUAGAUGAUAUAGCUGUUUUGAGGGAAGUCGAGGCUAGGGCUGUGGCGGUCACGACGUGUCGUCAGCCGGUGAUUGGUCAAGCAAAUAACUGUCGGUCUGACCGUUAAUUAACAUAAACACAUUUAGCAUCUCCUGGCUUCCACCCAUAGCCUUCAAUUUGAGGGAGUGCGCACGUGACUAUUCUGUGUUGAGCGGUUAACAAAGAAGCAGGUCCUCCUAUAUGGUUAAUUUAGAGUUAUUAAUGUAACUUUAGUUGUUCUACAAACGUUGGGCUAAAUGUUUAGAUUUUUAAUACAUUGUAAGGCUGCAUGAUGUGAAAAAAGUUGUUUGAAAGGCAUGAGCUCUGCUUUGUUUUUUGUGCAGGCUGCACACACUUCAUCAAUCUCUCAUUCACAAUUUGACAAGCACUUGAUAAUGCCUCGAAUUUCACGGCGGCAUCCCCUUUGUGUGGCCGUAAUGCACCCUAAGAAAAUCCAUGCCUUUUGUGGCCGUUGUGCCGUUCUCCCUGAGUGCUGCGCGCUCCGAAGCACCUCUAACUCACACGGCUCUCCAUCACGUGAUCGGGUCUUCCUCACAGGCUACAAGUGAAGACAGACACAUCAGGGACUCAACUGCGCGCGUCCUUAUCCAAUUCCAAGGCGCAUAUUGAAGAUAUUGGAAGAACUGUCCACAUUUACUUUUCAUCAGCCAACAAGAUGAGUCGGCCUAACGAACAGCAAAAGCACUAGCCUAUGUCAAUCUACUAUCCCCCAGAGUACAAAGGUCGACCUAUUCUAUUCUGUGAGAGAAAUAAAUAUUCCAAACAUAGUCUGGGACAGUUGUGGGAUGCGAUAGAUCCCAAAUUAAUAUAACCACUAGCAUCAACUUUUUUACGCAACGGAUUACAACGUUUAGCUUAAAAUGUUGAUAAACUAUUAGGCUAUUUCUUCACAUUAUAAGCGCAGCAAUGCGCACACGGCAGUAGGCUAUAAGUGUGAAGGUCACAUUAGCAGGAAAACACCAUUCUCAAAAGUGACUGCAAAUGCAAUUAUGCUUUUUAAUGCUUUUAAGGUAAAUGAUCUUCCCCAAACUUGAAACUCACACACUGCUUAUGUAUGCCAGUUAGGCUCUACACCCCUUGUAAAGCGGAUGAAUGUGCUUAAUUUUAAGAAGUUAUUUGGCCACUUUAGUUGUGAUACAAGCCUUAUUAAAACAUAUAGGCCUAUGGGCUAGGCUACAUGAGGUGUGCCACUAUGAUUAGAACCAGUACAUAUAAAAGGCCAUGCUCUGUUUCUCGCCUUAAUGCACACAAGCUGGGCAUCACUCACAAGUGAUUUCGAACAAGUCGCAAAAAAAAAGGCAUUGUUUCUUAUGCAGGGCAUCAUUCACAAGGGAUAAUAUAUCAUUCACAAGUGACAGGCUAAUAUUCUCACCCAUCAGACCUUUCUUGAUUUCAUCUCGUCUUUAGAUAUACUAAAUAAUAUAUGUGUGAAAUUUGUUUUGAUUUAGAAUGGACCGUUAUCAUGCACAUGUAUUGAAACAGGGUCAGGGGAAAAAAUACAUGUCAUCUAUGCACUUAAAUAGCGAAUGGAGGACGCUUAUCCCCGUGGUUUAUUUUCAUGCCAGCCAGGUAGGCUGUACUCCUGUUGUAAAGAGAAGCAAUGUGCUUAAUAUUAGGAAAGUUGAGAAAUAAAUAUAGUAGGCCUAGCCUAUAGACAGCUGAUGGGAUCCUCCUCUUUUUAAUAGAGGCCAUCACUCUGUUUUCUCACGCAAUUGCAUAGCCUAUAGAAAUGUUGCGCAACAUGAGCUCAUGGGCUCUCAUGAAGUGUUUGAUUAGAUUUUGUAUUACAUUUGCAUUGAUGUCAGAGUGAUUAGAGGGCCAAUAGAGUGCUGAGUGCCAGGCAGUUAGCAAGUUUGGUAGGCUACUAAUGACCAUCAGCAGCAUCAGAGCUUGGAGAAGCCUAAUUACCGUGACUAAACAGGUCAUGUGGAAUUUGACUGCCUUCGUGACUCGUGACCGCCGGUGGUGUGGCGGUAAUACAGCCACCGUAACAGCCCUAAUCAAGGGUACACAUUGAUCAGAAGUCACAACAUACUGGGUCCAGUGACAUGACAUUGAUCAGAGGUCCCUGAUCAAUGGGCGGCAGGUAGCUUAGUGGGUAAGAGCGUUGUGCCAGUAACUGAAAGGUCGCUGGUUCUAUUCCCCGAGCCGACUAGGUGAAAAAUCUGUCGAUGUGCCCUUAAGCAAGGCACUUAACCCUAAUUGCUCCUGUAAGUCGCUCUGGAUAAGAGCGUCUGCUAAAUGACUAAAAUGUAAAAAUGUCCCGACAUACUGGGUCCAGUGACCAUGACAUUGAUCAGAGGUCACGACAUACUGGGUCCAGUGACCAUGACAUUGAUCAGAGGUCACGACAUACUGGGUCCAGUGACCAUGACAUUGAUCAGAGGUCACGACAUACUGGGUCCAGUGACCAUGACAUUGAUCAGAGGUCACGACAUACUGGGUCCAGUGACCAUGACAUUGAUCAGAGGUCACGACAUACUGGGUCCAGUGACCAUGACAUUGAUCAGAGGUCACGACAUACUGGGUCCAGUGACCAUGACAUUGAUCAGAGGUCACGACAUACUGGGUCCAGUGACCAUGACAUUGAUCAGAGGUCACGACAUACUGGGUCCAGUGACAUGACAUUGAUCAGAGGUCACGACAUACUGGGUCCAGUGACCAUGACAUUGAUCAGAGGUCACGACAUACUGGGUCCAGUGACCAUGACAUUGAUCAGAGGUCACGACAUACUGGGUCCAGUGACCAUGACAUUGAUCAGAGGUCACGACAUACUGGGUCCAGUGACCAUGACAUUGAUCAGAGGUCACGACAUACUGGGUCCAGUGACCAUGACAUUGAUCAGAGGUCACGACAUACUGGGUCCAGUGACCAUGACAUUGAUCAGAGGUCACGACAUACUGGGUCCAGUGACCAUGACAUUGAUCAGAGGUCACGACAUACUGGGUCCAGUGACCAUGACAUUGAUCAGAGGUCACGACAUACUGGGUCCAGUGACCAUGACAUUGAUCAGAGGUCACGACAUACUGGGUCCAGUGACCAUGACAUUGAUCAGAGGUCACGACAUACUGGGUCAUGACCUUUACAAAGGCUUCCAUUACAGAUGUAGCCUACACCCAUCUCCAGAGCUGCUGACCUGGACACACACUCACUCACACACACACACACUCACACACACACACACACACUGUACGCGGCCCUACCAGCCCUUCCACUCGAUACAGGCCCCAGCUGUCAUCAGACUAGUCUCCAGUGGGUCCUGCCCCAGGGGGCCUCGCUGUGUUACAACAUAUUAUAUUUUCAACUAAAUAUUAGUAAAUGGAGGCUGAAUGGCCAUCCAUCAUAAGGCAUAAGGAAACCCACCUUACACACACACACACACACACACACACACACACAUCAUCCAUAUGUCACAAAGAAACAUGACACUCCUAUGAUAGAUACCCUAGAAUGUAUGCCUUGAGGAAAGGCCCCCUGCCUUGUUACGUCCGUCUUGCUUACUGGGCGUUGUGAUCCAUCAGUGCUUUCUCAGCUCUACUCAGAGACUGGAUGACAAGGCACCUCAUUGUCACCCUGUUCCUGUCAGAAUAUACAGGGGUCGUCAGGGAAGAUCUAGUCAAUGAUGUUUUCUCACAGCUGGUCUUUUUACAGAGCCACUUAGGAAAUAUCAUCUCAUAAAAGAAACAGAGUAUUUAGAAAAUGUUCAGUGAUUUUAUUUUUUAUAUGAUGCUAUUUGUAUUUAUUUUUUACAGUCCAUAAAUGAAUGAAUGGAGCUCUUGAAAUAUAAUAUUAUUAAUAAACGAAGUAGCGAGUUUGCUAAUAUCAUAAUAUCCUCAUAAUACAUUAUAUUUAUAUAAUAUAAAUGGCAAUGAAUAGCUUUUCCAUUAGGAAACCUCCAUGCUACAAAUGUAAUUAUCCCGUCAGUGUGUUCAGUCCCUUUCUCCAACAGGCAGCACAGCUCUUAAAUCUCUUAGGUGGUUUGGACCAGCUGCUCAGGGUGGAUAGAGUGGUGCUGAGAUACCCGGUGUCUCCCCCAGACCCGGUUUCAGACCCGGUGUCUCCCCCAGACCCGGUUUCAGACCCGGUGUCUCCCCCAGACCCGGUUUCAGACCCGGUGUCUCCCCCAGACCCGGUUUCAGGUUUCAGACCCGGUGUCUCCCCCAGACACGGUUUCAGGUUUCAGACCCGGUGUCUCCCCCAGACCCGGUUUCAGGUUUCAGACCCGGUGUCUCCCCCAGACCCCGUUUCAGACCCGGUGUCUCCCCCAGACCCGGUUUCAGGUUUCAGACCCGGUGUCUCCCCCCAGACACGGUUUCAGGUUUCAGACCCGGUGUCUCCCCCAGACCCGGUUUCAGGUUUCAGACCCGGUGUCUCCCCCAGACCCCGUUUCAGACCCGGUGUCUCCCCCAGACCCCGUUUCAGAUUAUAUUAUGAUAUCCCCCAGACCCCGUCUCAGAUCCUGUAGAUUACAACCUAAGCAAUCUUCUUUAUUCAUUCAUUCAUUUACAUAUUUAGCAGACGCUCUUAUCUAGAGCGACUUACAGGAGCAAUUAGGGUUAAGUGCCUUGCUCAAGGGCACAUCAACAGAUUUUUCACCUAGUCGGCUCAGGGAUUAGAACCAGCGACCUUUCGGUUACUGGCACAACGCUCUUAACCACUAAGCUACCUGCCGUGAAGUGUGUGGGGGUGGGGGGGCUCCAGUAAUUUCAUAAAAAAACGAAAAGCAUUUUUCAACAGAUGAAAAUUGUGGUGGAAAUUACCAUCGUUUUUCAGAUUUCUCAUAAUUGGAAUAUAGCUCUUCAAAGAAAAGGCUGUGAUUUGAAAUAAUUUGCUCCAGAGUGAGUGUGUGUGUGUGUGUAGGAAGCCCUUGCUCCAGAGUGUGUGUGUAGGAAUCCCCUUGAGAAAGCGAGCUGCGUAUUACACAAGACGAAGAGCGCGGCAGAAUCCCAGGCGUCUGUACUGAACUAGCUCUGCAGCACAAUGCCCACUCACUCGGCAACCAGACCAGUGAUGAACGCUACCUUGUAACAGUUGGGGUGAUUUAAAAAAAAUAACUUUUGUCAUUCUAUUAUCUCUGCUGAGCUCCAAGCCACAGUGAAGAGUACCGUGGAGAGAUCCCAUGUCCGUCCGUAGGAAGAUGACUCAAUAGGCCCACCGUGUAUUCAGUCGAGCCACCCCCUUGUAAUAAGUACUAUGCCAUCAUUCUCAAGCACUCUUUUUUGUUCAUUUGGUGAAACAUUAACAUGUGGAAAUCAUGUUUUAUAUUUAACACAAGGGUUAGAAGAUGAGGACAUCUGCAGUUGUAAUCAGAAUUGACUAUUAAUAUAUUUGAAUUUUUUUUUUUUUUUUUGCCCUCAAAAUUCUCUUUCCAUUCGUAAUGAAACGAGGUUUCCUGGGAUGUGUGUGGCGUGGGAUGUGGUUUCCUGGGAUGUGUGUGGCGUGGGAUGUGGUUUCCUGGGAUGUGUGUGGCGUGGGAUGUGGUUUCCUGGGAUGUGUGUGGCGUGGGAUGUGGUUUCCUGGGAUGCUUGGUUUGCCUGGGAUGGUGUGUGGGCGUGGGAUGUGGUUUCCAUGGGAUUGGGUGUGGGCGUGGGAUUUUGGUUUCCAUGGGCAUGGUGUGUGGCGUGUGGAUGUGGUUUCCCUGGGAUGUGUGUGGCGUGGGAUGUGGUUUCCUCCUGGGGAGAUGUGGUGGCGUUGGGAUGGUGGUUUCCCUGGGAUGUGUGUGGCGUGGGAUGUGGUUUCCUGGGAUGUGAUGUGGCGUGGGAUGUGGUGUCCUGGGAUGUGUGUGGCCGUGGGAUGUGGUUUCCUCCUGGGAUGUGUGUGGCGUGGGAUGGUGGUUUUCCUGGGAUGGUGUGGCGUGGGAGUGUUCCGUUUCUGGAUGUGUGUGGCGUGGGAUGAGGUUUUCCUGGUAUGUGUGUGGCGUGGGAUGUUGGUUUACUGGGAUGUUGUGUGGCGUGGGGAUGGAGGUUUCCUUGGAUGGUGUGUGGCGUUGGAGAGGAGGUUUCCUGGUGAUGUGUGUGGCGUGGUGAUGAGGUUUCCUCCUGGGAUUGGUGUGGCGUGGGAGGAUGGUUUCCUGGGAUGGUGUGUGGCGUGGGAUGAGGUUUCCUGGGAUGGUGUUGGCGUGGGAUGGAGGUUUCCUGGGAUGUGUGUGGCGUGGGGUGAUGGGUUUCCUGGGAUGUGUGUGGCGUGGGAUGUGGUUUCCUGGGAUGUGUGUGGCGUGGGAUGUGGUUUCCUGGGAUGUGUGUGGCGUGGGAUGUGGUUUCCUGGGAUGUGUGUGGCGUGGGAUGUGGUUUCCUGGGAUGUGUGUGGCGUGGGAUGUGGUUGUACAACUAGAUCAAUAAAAUGUGCUGUGAAUGUAAUGAAAUGCCUGCAAUAUAGAGUUACACCAGUCCUUGUAUUGGCUACUUUUCCAAGUAGUGUAUUUAUAUAUUUCUGCCAAGACCACCAGCUCUAAAUGAAUUGUGUGUGUGUGUGUGUGUGUGUGUGUCAUAUCCAAUAUUCUACCCGUGUCCAGGGGCCACAGUCACAUACAGUGCAUUCGGAAAGUAUUCAGACCCCUUGACAUUUUCCACAUUUUGUUAUGUUACAGCCUUAUUCUAAAAAAAAAAUUUUUCCCUCAUCAAUCUACACACACAAUACCCCGUAAUGACAAAUCAGAACCAGGUUUUUAGAAACUUUUGCAAUCGUAUAAAAUACAAAAAAAUGGAAAUGACAUUUACAUAAGUAUUCAGACCCUGUACUUUGUUGAAGCACCUUUGGCAGCGAUUACAGCCUCGAGUCUUCUUGGGUAUGACGCUACAAGCUUGGCACACCUGUAUUUGGGGAGUUUCUCGUAUUCCUCUCUGCAGAUCCUCUCAAGCUCUGUCAGGUUGGAUGGGGAGCGUCGCUGCACAGCUAUUUUCAGGUCUCUCCGGAGAUGUUCGAACAGGUUUGAGUCCGGGCUCUGACUUGGCCACUCAAGGACGUUGAGAGAUUUGUCCCGAAGCCACUCCUGCGUUGUCUUGGCUGUGUGCUUAGGGUCGUUGUCCUGUUGGAAGGUGAACCUUCGCCCCAGUCUGAGGUCCUGAGCACUCUGGAGCAGGUUUUCAUCAAGGAUCUCUCUAUACUUUGCUCUGUUCAGCUUUCCCUCGAUCCAGACUAGUCUCCCAGUCCCCACAGCUGAAAAACAUCCCCACAGCAUGAUGUUGCCACCACCAUGCUUCACCGUAGGGAUGGUGCCAGGUUUCCUCCAGGCGUGACGCUUGGCAUUCAGGCCAAAGAGUUCAAUCUUGGUUUCAUCAGACCAGAGAAUCGUGUUUCUCAUGGUCUGAGAGUCCUUUAGGUGCCUUUUGGCUAACUCCAAGCGGGCUGUCAUGUGCCUUUUUACUGAGGAGUGGCUUCCGUCUGGCCACUCUACCAUAAAGGCCUGAUUGGUGGAGUGCAGCAGAGAUGGUUGUCCUUCUGGAAGGUUCUCCCAUCUCCACAGAGGAACUCUAGACCUCUGUCAAAGUGACCAUUUGGGUUCUUGGUCACCUCCCUGACCAAGGCCUUUCUCCCCCAAUUGCUCAGUUUGGCCGGGCGGCCAGCUCUAGGAAGAGUCUUGGUGGUUCCAAACUUCUUCCAUUUAAGAAUGAUGGAGGCCACUGUGUUCUUGGGGACCUUCAAUGCUGCAGAAAUGUUUUGGUACCCUUCCCCAGAUCUGUGCCUUGACACAACCCUGUCUCGGAGCUCUACGGACAAUUCCUUCAAUCUCAUGGCUUGGUUUUUGCUCUGACAUGCACUGUCAACUGUGGGGCCUUAUAUAGACAGGUGUGUGCCUUUCCAAAUCAUGUCCAAUCAAUUGAAUUUACCACAGGUGGACUCCAAUAAAGUUGUAUAAACAUCUGAAGGAUGAUCAAUGGAAACAGGAUUCACCUGUGCUCAAUUUCGAGUCUCAUAGCAAAGGGUCUGAAUAGUUAUUUAAAUGUGAUAUUUCUUUAUUUAAAUUUUAAAUUUACUAACAUUUCUAAAAACUUGUUUUUGCUUUGUCAUUAUGGGGUAUUGUGUAUAGAUUUGAGGGGGAAAAAACCAUUUAAAUCAAUUUUAGAAUAAGGCUGUUGCUUAACAAAAUGUGGAAAGAGUCAAGGGGUCUGAAUACUUUCCGAAUGCACUGUAUAUCAAAACAAUCUGUGUUGUAACGUUUUUGUUAUGAGUUGGUGAUGUCACACUCUCUGCAUGUCCCCCUGCCUAUGGGCCCUGGUCAAAAGUAGUGCACUAAAUAGGCCAUUUGGGACGCACCCUAGAUUCUAAUUCAGAACCCUGUUUCCCAUCUGUUAUGGUUAUGUUGAAUCCCAGAUAAACCAGUUAGCAGACACUUUGGCCCGUUGUCUGUUGUCUUGAUAAUCAGCCUUAAUAACGCUGGGCAUCAAUAUGCUCUUUUUUAAACCCCAUUUUGCUUUAGUUAAUGGAGUCACAGAGAGGUUUGUCAGUGAAUGCACCGGGGUUAACAACAUUAAGACAUGUUUGUGAAGGGCUAAAUGAAAUCAGUGCUAGAUUUGUAGCUCUCUCAAGUCCAGUCAAGCCAGACGACCAGACAACCCCCCCAUUGAAGAGAGAAAAAGGGGGACGUUCAUAUUUUAACGUCUCACAGAAAUGCACUUAUGUUGUAGAGACAUAAAGUAAGUGGUCUGGGUCUGGGAAUGGAUCUAAAAUAGUUAUUGGUGCUAGCUGGUCCUCUAAUGGCUUCCGGCUGGUCCUGUUGUUAGCCCUGUUACGUCAUCAUUUAUGCUGCUGCUGCCCUGUUUAUCGGGCGGCAGGUAGCUUUAGUGGUUAAGAGCGUUGUGCCAGUAACCCGAAAGGUCGCUGGUUCGAAUCCCCGAGCCCGACUAGGUGAAAAAUCUGUCGAUGUGCCCUUGAGCAAGGCACUUAACCAUAAUUGCUCCUGUUAGUCGCUCUGGAUAAGAGCGUCUGCUAAAUGACUUAUUAUUAUUAUUAUAUUAUUAUAAUUAUUAUAUCAUAUAUCCUGAUGCCUAGUCACUUUACCCCUAUACAUAUCUACCUCCAUCACUCCAGUAUCCCUGCACAUUGUUAAUAUGGUACUGACCCUGUAUAUAGUCACCUUACCCCUAUACAUAUCUACCUCUAUCACUCCAGUAUCCCUACACAUUGUUAAUAUGGUACUGGAACUGACCCUGUAUAUAGUAUUUACACUACCGUUCAAAAGUUUGGGGUCACUUAGAAAAGUCCUUGUUUUCUAAAGAAAAGCAAUUUUUUUGUCCCUUUUUAAAAUAACAUCAAAUUGAUCAGAAAUACAGUGUAGACAUUGUUAAUGUUGUAAAUGGCUAUUGUAGCUGGAAACGGCUGAUUAAAAAAAAAAAUGGAAUAUCUACAUAGGCGAACAGAGGCCCAUUAUCAGCAACCAUCAGUCCUGUGUUCCAAUGGCACGUUGUGUUUGCUAAUCCAAGUUUAUCAUUUUAAAAGGCUAAUUGAUCAUUAGAAAACCCUUUUGAAAUUAUGUUAGCACAGCUGAAAACUGCUGUGCUGAUUUAAAGAAGCAAUAAAACUGGCCUUCUUGAGACUAGUUGAGUAUCUGGAGCAUCAGCAAUUGUCGGUUCGAUUACAGGCUCAAAAUGGCCAGAAACAAAGAACUUCCUUCUGAAACUCGUCAGUCUAUUCUUGUUCUGAGAAAUGAAGGCUAUUCCAUGCGAGAAAUUGCCAAGAAACUGAAGAUCUCGUACAACGCUGUGUACUACUCCCUUCACAGAACAGCGCAAACUGGCUCUAACCAGAAUAGAAAGAGGAGUGGGAGGCCCCGGUGCACAACUGAGCAAGAGGACAAAUACAUUAGAGUGUCUAGUUUGAGAAUCAGGCGCCUCACAGGUCCUCAACUGGCAGCUUCAUUAAAUAGUACCCGCAAAACCUCAGUCUCAACGUCAACAGUGAAGAGGCGACUCCAGGAUGCUGACCUUCUAGGCAGAGUUGCAAAGAAAAAGCCAUAUCUCAGACUGGCCAAUAAAAAUAAAAGAUUAAGAUGGGCAGUCCUGAGAUAUGGCUUUUUCUUUGCAACUCUGCCUAGAAGGUCAGCAUCCCGGAGUCGCCUCUUCACUGUUGAAUUCUGGAUCUUUUUAUAUUUUUUACAAUAUUUCUUAUUUUUACAAGUGAAUACAAUAAAGUAUUUUUUUAUUUUUUUUACAUUUAAAGAUAAACAAAUUAUCUGGAACCAUUCAGAAAAUUUGGCCAUACCUGAGUUGGCUUCAUUAAUUAGUAAAUCAAAAUUAUUUUGUGAUAAAAUCAAAUUGGUAUCAUCAGCAAAGAGAAUUGGAAGUACGGUAGAAGACACAGCAGCAAGGUCAUUGAUAUAGAUUAGGAAUAACAAAGGUCCAAUUAUAGAAUCCUACAGGUAGACCACAGGGACACCAGUAUCCAUUCUCAGUCAGAGAAGAUAGAUCACUAUCUGUCAGACAUUUACAACAUAAGUCAUUUCCCUCCAAAGGAAAUGGAGCUGUCUGUCUGUCGUCAGCUCUGAGAGGGUGGAAGGGUGAACCAGCGGUAGGAUGUGUGACUUACCAGCCGGGAAAAUAAAGGAAAAGUUGUCUUGUUGAAAUGUGAGGGCUGAGGGUUGGAUGAAGUCAUCCUGACAAGUCCCCUGACACAGAAAGUAAGAGGGUGAGGAGGGAGGAGAUGGUUAGUCCUCUGUGUGACUCCCUCCACUCCCAUCCUUCUCCCUCAGGGCUCUGUGCUCUCAGUGGAGGCUCACACACAGGCCUCCCCCUCCCCCCUCUCACCCCCCCCCACUCCAUCUCCCCUAAAGACAUCGAGAACUACGGCGCCUCUCUCUCAGCCCCCCCCCGAAACUCCUAUACACCCCUCCUCUCUCUCUCCCCCUGCUCAACUCUCGUACCUCUCCCGCCUCGCGACCCCUCCCUCUAA